CUCAGCCGAGAAAAUCAAAUAUAUCUCCCAUCCAGACUAUGUCACUAAAAACAAUCUCAUUCACCACCUGCAACAGACCCUCCUCCUCCUCCUGCUCCACCCCGCUGGGCAUCAACGUACUCGAUGAUCGUGCCGCGAAUUUAGUUGGCAAUCUCUGCUGGAGUGAAUUCCUCACCGUCAAUUUCCGAGCCAAUUCCACUUC
Perkinsus marinus ATCC 50983 is the source of this 202-nucleotide messenger RNA. RefSeq lists its product as hypothetical. NCBI's taxonomy places the organism in Eukaryota, Perkinsozoa, Perkinsida, Perkinsidae. The record is from RefSeq and is a predicted model, not a curated record. The transcript has a single exon. The annotation marks the transcript as partial.